Messenger RNA from Cucumis sativus (cucumber), 120 nucleotides. Lineage: Eukaryota; Viridiplantae; Streptophyta; Magnoliopsida; Cucurbitales; Cucurbitaceae. The record is from the annotation of a RefSeq genome assembly.
AUGACUAUCGAUAAAACUUAUCCUAUUUUUACAGUGCGAUGGUUAACUGUUCACGGACUAGCUGUACCUACCGUUUCUUUUUUAGGGUCAAUAUCAGCAAUGCAAUUCAUCCAACGAUAA